CUCACACGUCCCAUCUGCUUCUUUGCCCCUCUCUCUCUCUCUCUCCCCCUCUCUUCCAUGGAAUCCGACAGUCGGCGAUGUUUUCUCUCCGACUCCGACAGUCCUCGCCGACUCAACCGGAAAUGCAACUUCGGAAACUUUUGAACCUGCUUCUGUAAACGACGUCGUACCGGCUAGCUUCUCCUUCUUUGUUCGUUCACUAGCUAGUUUUUUUUUUUUUUUUGGUUCUGUGGUGGUUGUAGAGAGAGAGAGGAGCUCGUAAUUCACGCUUUUUUGGUGUGUUUUGAUCACUGAAUGUUCAGUUAUCGAGUUGUUUUUCUCUCGAAGCUCUUCGAAUUUUGAGCUCCGAUCGUCGUUUGAUAUCUUUUUGUGGUUGAUCGUUGAAUUUUCCGAUCGGAUCGAUUUGUCUUAGCGGUCGGAUUCAUCGGUGGCAGUAGAAUCGUGGUCUCAGCCGUUGGUUGGAGCUCAAAUGGUUGGUGGAGGUGAUUCUGUGAAGCUGAGCCUGUGAGAGAGGGAGGCGAAUCGGAGUUGAAGAGGAGGGAGUCAUGUUGGAUCUCAAUCUCAAUGUUGGCUCGAGCGAUUCGACUCAGCACGGAGACUCGGUGGUAGGGUCGGAGAAGUUUCCGGAAGGUUCUGGAACUCAAAUGGACGAGUCGGGGACCUCCAACUCGUCAAUCGUGAAUGCAGAAGCGUCGAGCAAUGGCGGCGGCGACGAUGACUCUUGCUCCACACGCGCCGGCGAUGCCUUCUCGUUGAAUUUCGAUAUCUUGAAGGUCGGUGAUUGCGGUAGUCCGAACGAUGUCGUUACGAGGCAGCUGUUCCCGAUGAGUGCCGGUGGAGGAGUUGGUGGAGAUUCUGUGUUUUUUCAGGGGCAGUCGUCAAGCAAUUGGAUCGACCUGUCAUUCAAUCAGAGUGGUACUGUUGGUGGGCAAGAGGUGAGAGUGGCUCAACAGCAUCCACAGCCACAGCAACAGCAACAGCCGGUGAAGAAGAGCAGGAGGGGACCCAGGUCCCGAAGCUCUCAGUACAGAGGAGUUACGUUCUACAGGAGGACUGGAAGAUGGGAAUCGCAUAUCUGGGAUUGUGGGAAACAAGUGUAUUUGGGUGGAUUUGACACUGCUCAUGCUGCAGCUAGAGCCUAUGAUCGAGCGGCUAUUAAGUUUCGGGGAGUUGAUGCUGACAUUAAUUUUAAUCUUAGUGAUUAUGAUGAGGAUCUGAAACAGAUGAAGAAUCUGACAAAGGAAGAAUUUGUGCACAUACUCCGUCGCCAGAGUACUGGUUUCUCCAGGGGGAGCUCAAAAUACCGAGGGGUGACACUGCACAAAUGUGGCCGGUGGGAAGCUCGAAUGGGUCAAUUUCUUGGAAAAAAGUAUAUAUAUCUUGGGCUCUUCGACAGUGAAGUAGAAGCUGCAAGGGCUUAUGAUAAGGCGGCUAUCAAAUGUAAUGGAAGAGAGGCAGUCACCAACUUUGAGCCUAGUACUUAUGAAGGGGAGAUGAUCCCUGAGGCCAGCAAUGAAGGUAGUGAUCACAAUCUUGAUCUGAACUUGGGGAUUUCUCCUCCUUUAAGCAAUGGCCCAAAGGAAAUUGACGGCUUGGGGCAUCUCCAAUUUCACUCUGGCUCUCAUGAUGCUCACAAUGGAAGGAGAUCAAUGAUGGAGAACCCUAAUAUAGAAACAGCGGGUGACCCGUCUUUCAAAGGGCUAGCAAUGACAUCGGAGCACCCUCCUCUGUGGACUGGUGUAUAUCCCAGCUUCUUUCCUGGCUAUGAGGAAAGGGCAACAGAGAGAAGAAUUGAAGCAAGUUCUUCACAAGGACUCCCAAACUGGGGGUGGCAAAUGCAUGGUCAGGUCACUGCUACUCCAAUGCCAUUGUUCUCUACUGCAGCAUCAUCAGGAUUCUCAUCUUCGGCUACCACUGCUCCCUCCGCUGCCAUUCUUUCAUCUAAACCGCCCAACACAACAUCCCACUCUAUCUGUUUUGCUUCAUCCGCCUCAGCCGUCACCCACCCCUCUCAAUACUAUUUCCAGAUGAAGCCCCCACCACCUUAAUCCACCCAUCACACCUCCACCUCCCCCUUUAUCAAAGGCGGAUAGGCAACCACAACAAAAACAGAGUGGUCUUCAAAUUCAUUUGUAUGUUUCAAAUAGUCGAUUGAUAUGCGCCAUGUCUAGGCGCCCAACUAGUUUGGUAAACCAUUACUCUACAGGAUUUAUUAGUAUCAAGAAAAUGCUAAUCCCUUUUGCCUUUGUUAUGUAGCACUGGGUUGUUGAAAUUCUAUUAAACUUCCUUAUUAGUUGUUGUGUC
Vitis vinifera (wine grape) is the source of this 2304-nucleotide messenger RNA. RefSeq names its product ethylene-responsive transcription factor RAP2-7. Gene Ontology annotation, molecular function: DNA binding; DNA-binding transcription factor activity. Gene Ontology annotation, biological process: regulation of DNA-templated transcription. The record is from RefSeq and is a predicted model, not a curated record. Lineage: Eukaryota; Viridiplantae; Streptophyta; Magnoliopsida; Vitales; Vitaceae. Bases 546 to 2048 code for a protein of 500 amino acids. The transcript has 10 exons.